Molecule: messenger RNA, 979 nt
Organism: Meloidogyne enterolobii
Lineage: Eukaryota; Metazoa; Nematoda; Chromadorea; Rhabditida; Meloidogynidae
Source: the annotation of a GenBank genome assembly
UUCUUCUAUGUCAGCUCAAGAUAAAAAGCAGGAAAUAAUAUUUGGAGACCCUCCAAACAAUAAAAAAGUUUUGUCAGUUGCUGCCGACUGUUUUCAACAGGACUCAAAUAAUUAUGCUGAUACUUCUGGACGUUCUAGACUACAAUUAACAGUUCCUGGGGCUGUAAUUAGUUCUGCGAAAGGUUUAAUGCGUGGUCACGGCACUUAUUUGGAAGGAGAAUCUCUGCUUUCUUCUCUAGCUGGAGUUGUUAUGCAAACUAACAAGUUAAUACGUGUAAAACCUGUUAAAUCCAGGUAUCAAGGCGAAAUUGGUGAUGUAAUUGUUGGAAGAAUUGUAGAUGUUCAACAAAAACGUUGGAGAGUCGAUAUAAAUGCCAGAGUGCACAGCAUUCUCCAAUUAACUAGUGUAAAUUUACCUGGCGGUGAAUUGAGAAGAAAAUCGAUAGAAGACGAAUUUAUGAUGAGGGAAUAUUUGAAGGAAGGAGAUUUAGUUAGUGCUGAGAUACAACAAACUUUUCAUGAUGGAGCUUUGUCUCUCCACACCAGAAGUCUUAAAUAUGGAAAAUUAGGCCAAGGAAUUUUGGUACGAGUCUUUCCACAUUUGGUACGAAAACGAAAAACACAUUUUCACAAUUUACCUUUUGGUGCCUCAGUUAUUUUGGGAUGCAACGGAAAUAUUUGGAUUUCUCGUUUGAAAGGUGUAGAUGAACAAGGAACAGGUGGUUAUGUAGAUGAUACAGAAUUAGUUCCUUUUGUAACAAGGGAAAUUAUAGCUAGAACUGCAAAUUGUAUUAAAUUAUUAUCAAGAAAUUCAAUUCCUCUUUAUGACACAACAAUAAUAUUUGCAUAUAAUGCCUCAACUCAAUAUAAAAUUAAAGAUUUGUUACAAACAUCGAUAGCAGAUGAAGUAGCAAGUUUAGUAAUUCAACAAUGUGAAAUGAGUAUAGACGAAGAUGAAUUGGCUCCAUUACAAAUUUAA